This is a messenger RNA of Mixia osmundae IAM 14324, 309 nucleotides long. RefSeq lists its product as uncharacterized. NCBI's taxonomy places the organism in Eukaryota, Fungi, Basidiomycota, Mixiomycetes, Mixiales, Mixiaceae. The transcript has 2 exons. The coding region runs from base 1 to 309 and encodes 102 amino acids. The record is from RefSeq and is a predicted model, not a curated record.
AUGACGAGUAGAUGUCAGCGAGGAGUAGCAUCCAAACCGAGGAGACCCCCCGACCUGGAGUGCAUUUCUCCUCCAUCCGACAAGCCAUGCCGCCUUGAAAACUCUUCCAGAGAGCCGGAGACAUCCGAGGAGAGCUUUAUAGCGAUACUGUUCUCGCUAGCGGACUUGACAAGGAGCCCAGCCCAGCAUUUUGAACCAAAGAAUCAAGAGAGCUUAGCUCGAGAGCUAGCUCUUCCCUUCUGGUGCACAGUGUCCGGAGACUUUCCCCACAGCUUGAUGAAGGACAGAAGAGAGUCUGUCUGUGUAUAG